Drosophila yakuba is the source of this 570-nucleotide messenger RNA. RefSeq lists its product as uncharacterized. Bases 1 to 570 code for a protein of 189 amino acids. Lineage: Eukaryota; Metazoa; Arthropoda; Insecta; Diptera; Drosophilidae. The record is from RefSeq and is a predicted model, not a curated record. The transcript has 3 exons.
AUGAACGUCGAAAAGCUUUUAAAAUUGGUUGAUCUGUUUCUGGGGGCUGUGAUCUUGGGCAGUGUUUGUGCCGAGAAAGACGUUUUUUUGACGAAAAUGGAAUGCCGAAAUUAUAUGCCAGAAUUAGUGAGAAACGUAAGCUGCAAUUUAAAUCAAACAUCCCACCGCACUGGUUCAAUAGAUGCAGAGUUUAUAUUGACCCAAGAUGUUGAGAACCUGAAGGGCAUUUUCAUCUUGACACUUAAAAGAGGGUCCCACGGGACAAACUUUACUACUUUGAAUAUAGACUAUUGUCAAAUACUGUCAAGUGUUGAAAAACAUUUUAUACCUAAGAUGGUUACUACUCAACUUCGCCAAAUAUCCAAUUUUCCGCUGCAGUGUCCGUUGAAAAUGAAUACGCGGUAUUAUGUAAAGGAAUUUACAAUUAAUUCAAAAUUUAUACCUAGUUAUAUGCCAGAAACGAACUUCAUUUCGGAUGCUCAUUUAAACAUUAAGAAUCGCAAAGCAUUUCGGUUUCUUAUUGAGGGUCGCUUUUCUACCAGACUUCAGCAAAAAUAUAAUAAAAGCUAA